AUGACAGAACUUGAGCCAAGUCUUAAUUCACUUCAAGAUACUCCAUUACCUCUAUCUGCCAAAGAACUUGCAGUCAAACGUGUUCAACAACAACCUAAUCAGCAUCAUAAACAACAGAAACGAUUACCGCUGCAAGAAUCGAAACCACCGAAAAAUGCCGUAAAGAUUCGUCCACGUAUAGUGAAAACUCAUUUCAGUUGGGCUUUAGUUCUAACCAUACUAUGCUUUUUCAUCGUUGGACCAUGCUGGGCAUUAUUUAAAUCUCGUCAAAUUCGUCUCAUGAUCGAACGAAACGAACUAGACCGAGCCGAACUUUUAUCAGGUCGUGUCUAUACUGUUCUCACGUUGUCAACUGUAUGUGGUGUUAUAGUGUGGUUUGCCAUUCUAUUCUGUAGCGUUGGUCUUCUAAUUACUGGAAAAUUACAGGAUAGCGGACUCAUCUAG
This is a messenger RNA of Rotaria sp. Silwood2, 444 nucleotides long. The record is from the annotation of a GenBank genome assembly. Lineage: Eukaryota; Metazoa; Rotifera; Eurotatoria; Philodinida; Philodinidae.